This is a messenger RNA of Physcomitrium patens, 1988 nucleotides long. RefSeq lists its product as uncharacterized. The record is from RefSeq and is a predicted model, not a curated record. Lineage: Eukaryota; Viridiplantae; Streptophyta; Bryopsida; Funariales; Funariaceae.
CACUUUCGGCGGCCGCGUUGCUUCGCGGUGAGGGAGUCGGAUACGGCGAGCAGCGUGGGCCGCGGGCACUGGUAGCGAUACUCUCUGUGUGAUGUGCUGUGGAAGCUCGUCAGGCAGGUGGGUAACGCUAAAAGGGCUUUUUUGCGGGUGAUGGUGGGAACGAAUCGAGGAAAAGUAGGAUUGCGCCACAGCUACUUAGCCCGCUGGGGCUAUCAAUUACGAGUGUAGCUAAACCUGUCCGCGUGCAGUCAGAAUCUCAUGGGCACCUACAGCGAGCAGAAGCAGCAGCACAAGCAGAGGAAGCGAGGCUGACGCUGUUGUGUUUGUAAGUAGGAAGUAGAGGAAGAGGAAGAAGCAGAAGAAGUAGAAGCGGAAGGGCAAAGGUCGAGGCGGAAGUGUGAGUGUGUAUGUGUGUGUGUGCGCGUGCUCGAAGCGCGCAAGUUUGAAGCCUGGACACGAGAUUCGGAUUCAGGCGUGGGGACGUCCGUUUGUAAGCGUAGGCAGUUUUGUGCAGUUUUGGGUCAUGUUGGGGACGAUAUCACCCUUGUGCGAAGAGGACAGCGGGUUUGGGGCUGCGACGUGUGAUUUGUUGCGGAAAGGUCCGCUACAUCUCGCUUGUAUAGUAUCCUUGACUGAGUGAACGUUUUGAGUCUAAAAUUUGGUCACCAGCACCGGAUUGGUAGCCUGCCGCAGAAGUCCUUUGAACAUAUCUGCUUGGAGCUGGUAGAAAGCAGGAAACAUCUUUUUUCUUCUAAGGCCUUGUACAACAUGGAUUUCACGAGGAACAUGAGUAGCGUGCAACACGUCCAGAGGGUGUGGAGCCCCAUGGACAAUAGGACGGACAUGAACGAGAAGAGAAGAUCCCGCACAGGUUUGCGAGUCGAAGGAGGUGAAGACGAGGUUAUUUGCCCCAGACCUCGACGUCCCACCACUGUAAAUUGCCCUGUCAACGAGUUUGUGAAGCCUUCUCAUCGACACCGAAGUAAAUCUUCAGCUCGGUCGGAAGGUGUGGUUUGCUUCGAGUUGCUCGACAUAUUUCUCAACAAAGGGGGAUACAGGGGCGUUUCUAACUUCAGCUCUUCUCCCCCAAGUUUUUGUGGCUCUCCUCCGAGUCGAGCAGGCAACCCUUUAAUCCACGAUGCGGCAUUUCUGCAUCAGAGGACGACUUCCAACCUCUCACUUCAGAUGAACUCAUGUGGACCCUCUUCUCACAGUGCCAAACCAACUGUGCGAAUCGAAGGAUUUGGCUCAUUCGGAUCUCAAGUGUCUGCCCUUGCAUAAUAUCAUCCCGGGCCCUUCUGUGUGAUCGAAUGUGGGUGAAUCGGAUGUACAAAGUUCAGAGUAAAAAUUCCAGUUUGUAUUUUGCGAGUCAAUUUUUUUUUGAGGAUUAUCUGUUGACAUUUCAACAAUACUGCGGAUGGACUCCUGUGGCUAGCAGGUGGACCAACCCAAUAAGGAUGACGGUGCAGCAGAGCUAGUUUUAUAAUGACCUGAUCCUUGCAUUGGUUUCCCCAAACCUCCCUCUUCGCUCGGUUUUUACUUUUUAUUUUUUACAUUGGCUCUUAAAGGUCUGUUUGACCUUCCAUUGUAGGCAUAGUUUCUUCCGGUAGAGCCAUGGUCUAUCGGCUUGUGAGUGAUCUACGUUGAGUGUUGCAUUUCGUACGCUGUACACAAGAAGAGUAGAUUUCAAACAAUCAGGACCACUUCACGAUGCGGCAGUGAGGCAUUUAGUGCAAGAUGCGUAGCACCAGUCACCUUUAGCUAGUGUGCAAGGCGCGUCGCCAACUCUGUGGUUUUUGCAGUUUAGAUCGAGGCUUGACAGGUAUGUCACAGCCUUGAGAGGAUUUUAGCUCAAAAUUUUCCACGGCUUUUAGUCUGUACAGAAAUCCUGUAAUAUCAUGUAACUUGAUUUUCCCGCUUGGAACUGUUGUAUUCCACUCUGAAUACCAGACUGUUUUCCCCAAAUAAACAUAUUCGCUUAUUAAUUA